UACACUUGUCUCAGGUGUGUUUUGUGCACAAAACUUCUCAAUUUCCAAACUGAAAAUACGUGUCAUUUAUUGACCUUAAAAGCUUGUUGUUGGCGCCAAUUUAAAGAACAAUUGUUAUAUUUCCCGCUCAACAAAUAAAAUAAUAAUUAAUGUAUCCAAUAAUAGCCGGUUUUAAUAAAUAAAUGAUGCCUUGUUGGAGUCGCCAUUUUGAGCUGACUAAAAAUUUGUCGUCGAUGUAGUUAUGUGUAAAUGAUUUUAAUGUUAGUGUGUUUAAAAUUGUGGAACAAUUAAUAAAAUACGUGUAAUAUUCAUAUAUUUAAUAAUAUAUAAUUAUGACGCAGCAAAACAGUACAGUCAAUUUAUUAAUUCAUGAUGCAAAUGGUCAACCCCAGAUGAUUAAAGUGGUACAAAGCACCCCUGGUAAAGCUUUAAGUCAACUGGUAAAGAACAGUUUUUCUGGGACACCUGUGAAAACUGUUUUUAAAACAGCAACGAGUCAAGAAAGUGGACAGAGUAUAUUAACUGCGGGGUCACAAGUUUUCACUUUUAAAGGAGAUGGUUCUAAACUAAGCUCAAGAAUUGUACAUUUACAACCUGUUGGACAAAAAAUAGACGGUCAAACAUUACAAAAGAUACGAGUAACUACUUCGCAAGUGCCUCAAACGGGAGGGCUGAAAGUUAUAAAUUCGACGCAGCAAAAAGUGGCUCAACAACAUCAUCAACAACAGCAACAACAACAACAACAACAACAACACCAACAACAAAUACAACAACAAACACAACAACAGCAACAAACGAGUUCAGUAUCACAAGGGAAAAAUAAGACAUAUCUAAUAUCCCCCAUAUUGGAUCAUACUGGUGCCAGAAAACGACAUGAUGUGGAUAGUGAAUAUAGUCAACCAGAGUACAAACGUCGAAAAACAGAAAAAUUGGGUAAAGGUCUUAGACAUUUUUCAAUGAAAGUAUGUGAAAAAGUUAGAAAAAAAGGUACAACAUCUUACAAUGAGGUAGCUGAUGAAUUAGUUGCUGAAUUUACAAAUCCGUCAAAUAUAAAUAAUUCAUCUGCUGAACAAUAUGAUCAAAAGAAUAUUAGGCGAAGAGUAUAUGAUGCCUUAAAUGUAUUAAUGGCAAUGAAUAUAAUAUCCAAAGAGAAGAAAGAAAUCCGAUGGUUGGGUUUACCAACAAAUUCAUUACAAGAAUGUUUACAAUUAGAAAAAGAGAAGCAGAAAAAAAUAGAUAGUAUCAAACAAAAAACACAACAAUUACGUGAUCUCAUUUAUCAACAAAUAUCAUUUAAGAAUUUAGUGGAAAGAAAUCGUGAACAACAAAGACAUUUUGGUGUACCACCAAUUAAUUCAACUAUACCGUUGCCUUUUAUUAUAGUUAAUACCGACAAGAAAACAUCUGUAGAAUGCAGUAUUUCAAAUGAUAAAAUGGAGUACAGCUUUACAUUUGAUGAUAUGUUUGAAAUAAAUGAUGACAUAGAAGUUUUGAAAAGAAUUGGAAUGCUUAUGGGUUUGGAUAAAGGACAAAUAAGUGAAGAAAAUAUCAGAAAGGCGAAAAGCAUGUUACCAAAAUCUUUAGAAAAAUAUGUUGAACAAUUAGCACAUGGCAUAGAAGAUCCAACAAUUGAUGAUAUAUUAUCAUCAGCGGGGCCAGGGCCUAGUUGCAGUAAACUGGAACCACUUCCUACUGAAUUUGUAGAAACACAUUUAGCAUGUGAAGGUGACACUUCACAUCAAUCAUCAUAUUCAGAUCCACUCUCACCGAAUCAUUCUCAAGAUUUUUCCGACGAUGAACAAGAUUCUGAUGAGCCAUCAAGCGAUGAUAUUGAUAUCAACUAGCUACAACUAUGGUGCAGACUGAUAUAUUUAAUUGUAAUAACAUUAUUGCGGUUUUCUUAUCUCAAAACGAAUAUUUUAAGCGUUUUUGAAGAUGAUUGUGUUUGUAGUCUUGAAAGAACAAAAAAAUCAUUCUGUAUUCAUAGUCAAUAGUGGAA
This is a messenger RNA of Chrysoperla carnea, 1999 nucleotides long. It is a transcript of the gene Dp, whose product is annotated as transcription factor Dp-1. The transcript has 10 exons. Gene Ontology annotation, biological process: regulation of transcription by RNA polymerase II; regulation of cell cycle. Gene Ontology annotation, molecular function: RNA polymerase II transcription regulatory region sequence-specific DNA binding; DNA-binding transcription factor activity, RNA polymerase II-specific. The coding region runs from base 333 to 1844 and encodes 503 amino acids. Gene Ontology annotation, cellular component: transcription regulator complex; nucleus. The record is from RefSeq and is a predicted model, not a curated record. NCBI's taxonomy places the organism in Eukaryota, Metazoa, Arthropoda, Insecta, Neuroptera, Chrysopidae.